UUAGGAAGUGCUUUGCGCUACAUUUGUGAAAGCUGGAAGUUGGAAUCAGAAGUAAAGAUGAAUUUGACUGUCGUACGUUGUGUUCUUCUGACACUCGUCAGUUCGAGCUCACUUUUUCCCUUCCUAUUUGCAGAAGAAUGUAGGACAAGAAUGUAUCCUCCUAAAGGACCAACAUUUAAAAGUAAUGUCACUUGGUACAUGCUGAACCUUGAUUUGCCCCCUAACCAGAGGUGGACUCAGGUGAUAAAGGAGAAAAAAGCUGAAUUGACAGCAAUGAUACAGGCAAUAAAAGAUUUAGCCAAUGGCUUUUUCCAUGGAAAAUUAGUUCAUUUAGUAGACCAGGAGUUGCCAUUAAUUGUGGACAUGCUCCCAUACCCUUUUAACGAAGAAAUUAAAGGAAUUGCUUUGGUUUCUGGUGUCCCUUUAGGAGAAGUUGUGCUUUUCAAUAUCUUCUAUGAAGUUUUCACAGUGUGCACAUCAGUGGUGGCUGAGGACUUGAAUGGAAAAAUAUACCAUGCUCGGAACCUGGACUUCGGCUUGUUCAUGGGUUGGGACAAGAAAAACCAAACUUGGACUCUAACUGAGAAGCUCAAGCCACUUGUGGUGAACGUUGACUUGAAACGAAACAACAGAACAGUUUUCAAAUCCACCAGCUUUGCAGGAUAUGUGGGAAUACUCACUGGCAUUAGACCUAGAGAAUUCACUCUAACGAUGAACGAACGUUUCAAUUUUGAUGGAGGAUACAUAGGGAUCCUGGAAUGGAUUCUUGGCAAGAGAGAUGGAAUGUGGAUGAGCUUCCUCACACGAAAGGUCCUGGAAAAUGCAACCAGUUAUGAAGAUGCCAAAAAACAGCUUGCUCUUACUAAGUUACUUGCUCCAGCCUACUUUAUCCUUGGUGGAAACCAGACAGGCCAGGGUUGUGUGAUAACCAGAACUAGAAUCAACACCCUGGAUGUCUGGGAGAUUAACGUGACACUUGGGAGAUGGUAUGUGCUUGAAACAAACUAUGACCACUGGGAAGAGCCUUUCUUUUUGGAUGAUCGUCGCACACCGGCUAUGAAAUGCAUGAAUAACACUACAAAAGCAAAUAUUACUUUGCCGACUCUAUAUGAUGUACUUUCAACAAAGCCAGUUCUAAAUAAGCUAACCACCUAUACUGCCCUAAUGGAAGUAUCAGCUGGUACACUAGAAUCUUACGUCAGAGACUGUCCGAGUCCAUGUACGCCCUGGUGAUUUAUUUAGGACUGAACAUACUGAUAAAGCUGGUAUUGUGUCUGUGUAAGAUGUUUUUAAAGCAAGGCUAUAAUGCUGCUAGGUCUAUUAUAAUGCUAUAAUUUUACUCACAUAUUACAUUACUGUUAUUUCUAUGGAUAAUUUUUCUAGAUGGAGAUAACUACUUUAAUGUUCCCACAAAAAUAUAAAUGUUUUCUAUCUUACUGUUCAUACUGUUUGGUAAUCUUUCCUGACUAUAGUAUUAUGAGUAAAUAUUAAUUUAUCUAAUGUUUGAUUAAUAUUGUUGUACUUUUUUUAUUAUUUUACAAAUAAAGGUGUUUUUCUCUUUGUA
Tachysurus vachellii is the source of this 1564-nucleotide messenger RNA. It is a transcript of the gene asah1a, whose product is annotated as N-acylsphingosine amidohydrolase (acid ceramidase) 1a. NCBI's taxonomy places the organism in Eukaryota, Metazoa, Chordata, Actinopteri, Siluriformes, Bagridae. The record is from RefSeq and is a predicted model, not a curated record. Gene Ontology annotation, cellular component: lysosome. Bases 58 to 1233 code for a protein of 391 amino acids. Gene Ontology annotation, molecular function: N-acylsphingosine amidohydrolase activity; fatty acid amide hydrolase activity. The transcript is spliced from 14 exons. Gene Ontology annotation, biological process: fatty acid metabolic process.